This is a messenger RNA of Rubroshorea leprosula, 927 nucleotides long. Lineage: Eukaryota; Viridiplantae; Streptophyta; Magnoliopsida; Malvales; Dipterocarpaceae. The record is from the annotation of a GenBank genome assembly.
CAUUGAGAGCAAUUUGUCCGAUUACUGGUGGAGAUAACAAUCUUGCUCCUUUAGACACAGAAACUCCAACAGUUUUCGAUAAUGGCAUCUACAAGGACAUGAUGAUGGAAAAGGGACUGUUGCACUCUGACCAACAGUUCCACAAUGGUGGCUCAACGGACUCCCAAGUUGAGGGUUACAGCAAAAAUCCUGAAGCUUUCGCUGCAGAUUUUGGGAAUGCGAUGAUCAAAAUGGGAAACAUUACCCCUCUCACAGGCACCAGUGGCCAAAUCAGGUUGAACUGUAGAAAAGCCAAUUGAGCCCGGAGUCCGGGACAUAUAUGAGCCUUCUUGUCUAAUUAUUACUAGAAUAAAGCGGCCAUGUACUUUUCACUUUUUUUUUUUUUUUCUCGUUGUUAUACUUUUUAAACUCCGCGUGUUCUGCUCAUUUCCUUCUCCCCUGCACCAAACAAGCCUUCAGCCAAGCCCAGCCACCACCGCCUACUCCUCUUGAAAAUUGGUAAGAUCUUGGUAAAAUUCCCUUCCUUUCUUGUUAAAUAACAAGAUUUAAAGCUUAAAACUCUCCCUAAACCAGAAAUUUCUCAAAUCUGCUCUGUUCUCCUGGCCCUGUCCGCGAGCUGCUCUUGCCGGUGAGGGUGCUUUCGGUUUUUUUGUUCCUCUCCAAGAUCCCGCCAGCCUUCCCACCGCCAGCUCCAAUUUCUUUGCUUGCUGAAUUUUCUGGUAGUGAGACCCAAUGCAUGGGGAGCCCGGAGGAGUGACGACCUAGACGACUAGGCAUUAUUUUGGACUUAGAUUUUUGUAGCUAAGCCGUUAGUCACUCAUGCUUGACUUAGAAAUUUUUGUAUACAGAACUUAGUUUUAGUCAUGAUUGUAUAUAUGAAGUUAAUAAUACUGGUAAAUAUUUGGUAAAUAAAAAAGGUUUAGAUCU